GGCGUUGAUGCCAGGUGUUUACAAGCAUUUCUCUAUCGGCAGGAUCGUUAUCCACUCACAGGAGAAAGAAAACUCGGAUCCAGAUUAUAUUCCCAUCAACAGCCGCUUUAAAUGCGUACAAGAGGCAGAAGAAACUCUGCUGAUUGAUAUAGCUACAAACACGGGCUGCAAGGUCCGGAUACAAGGGGACGAAACACCGGAGCGGCUCUUCGAGAUCCCUGAUGAGGAGCACUGCUUGGGAUUCCUAUCGGAAGUACAGAGCAUCCAGGAAGGAGCUCUAGGUUUUGAGGAUGACUUCAAUACUCUGAGCCUGGAAGAGAGAAGGAACAUGCAAAAUCACCAAACAGGAUCUCGCCGGGAGCCUCCACCUCCUCCUGUUCCUCAGAACAGGCAAUUUCACCGAGAGAGAGAAGGUACAUCGAGAGAUCAACCCAAAGUGACCAACACGAUGCGCAAGAUGUUUUCACCCAACACACAGUCAGGGCAGAGAGAGAGGCUCAUCAAACACGUGCUGGUCUGUAAAAGGUCUCUGUUCUGAGGUUCAGUUAACCUGCUUUUGUGUUGUAGGUUUUUUGUGGGAACAUGGAAUGUGAACGGGCAGUCUCCUGACAGCAGCUUGGAGCCAUGGCUUGUGUGUGACAUGGAGCCUCCAGACUUCUACUGCAUCGGGUUCCAGGAACUGGACCUCAGCACGGAAGCUUUUUUCUACCUUGAUUCAACGAAGGAGCAGGAGUGGCUGGCUGCUGUGGAGAGGGCCCUGCACCCUCAGGCCAAGUACAAGAAAGUGCAAAUGGUCCGCCUGGUUGGGAUGAUGUUGCUCGUAUUUGCUAAGAAGGAUCAUCUGAGCAAUAUCAGAGAGAUCGUGACGGAGUCUGUGGGCACAGGAGUCAUGGGAAAGAUGGGCAACAAGGGUGGUGUGGCCAUCAGGUUUGUGUUCCACAACACCACCUUCUGCGUUGUCAACUCCCACCUGGCUGCCCACGUGGAGGACUUUGAGCGCCGAAACCAGGAUUAUAAGGACAUCUGUGCACGGAUGAGCUUUGUGACCCCCGAUGACAGCCUACCUCAGCUCAACAUCAUGAAGCAUGAUGUUGUCAUCUGGCUGGGAGAUCUGAACUACAGGCUGUGUCUGCCAGAUGCCAGUGAGGUGAAGAGUCUCAUCAGCAAGAACGAGCUGCAGAAGCUGCUGACAUAUGACCAGCUGAAUAUUCAGCGCACCCAGAAGAAAGCAUUUGCAGAUUUCAUCGAGGGAGAUAUUAAAUUCAUCCCCACGUAUAAAUAUGACUCUAAAACAGAUCGCUGGGACUCCAGUGGGAAGUGUCGCGUGCCAGCGUGGUGUGAUCGGAUCCUUUGGAGAGGAGGGAAUGUCAAUCAACUCCGGUAUGGCAGUCACAUGGACCUGAAGACCAGUGACCACAAGCCUGUCAGUGCACUUUUCUGCAUUGGGGUGAAAGUUGUGGAUGAGCAGAAGUAUCGGAAGCUGUUUGAAGACAUUGUUCGUUUAAUGGACAAGAUGGAGAAUGACUUUCUUCCCUCACUGGAGCUGAGCAAGAGAGAGUUUGAGUUUGAGAAUGUGAAGUUCCGUCAGCUGCAGAAGCAGAAGUUCCAGAUCACCAAUAAUGGGCAGGUCACCUGUCACUUCUCCUUCAUCCCAAAGCUCAGUGAUAAACACUACUGCAAGCCAUGGCUUCGGGCUGAGCCCUGUGAAGGUUACCUGGAGCCAGAUGAGAGCAUGGAAAUCUCCCUGGACGUGUAUGUCAGCAAAGACUCGGUCACCCUCUUGAAUUCCGGCGAGGAUAAAAUUGAGGAUAUUCUUGUCCUGCACUUAGACCGAGGGAAGGACUACUUUCUGACCAUCAGUGGGACCUACCUGCCCAGCUGCUUUGGCACCUCUCUCGAGGCCUUGUGCCGAAUGAGGCGACCGAUCCGAGAAGUCCCAGUCACCAAACUCAUAGACCUGGGAGAAGACAGCUUCUUAGAAAAGGAGAAAUCCGUCCUGCACAUGGUUUCCCUGGACAGUGAAGACGCAGGUGAGAUGCCGCUGCAGGUGCCAAAGGAGAUCUGGCUCUUGGUGGAUCACCUGUUCAAGCAUGCCUGUCACCAGGAGGACCUGUUCCAGACUCCAGGCAUGCAGGAAGAGUUGGAGCAGAUCAUUGAAUGCCUGGACACCAACAUACCUGAGACAAUCCCGGGCAGUAAUCAUUCUGUGGCUGAAGCUCUCCUCAUCUUCCUGGAGGCUCUGCCGGAGCCCGUGAUCUGCUACGAGCUGUACCAGCGGUGCCUGGAGUGGUCACACAACAGCCGCCUGUGUCGACAGGUGAUCCUUCAGCUGCCUCGCUGCCACCGCAGUGUGUUUCGGUACCUAAUGUCCUUCCUCCGGGAGCUGCUCAGGUACUCGGAGGACAACAACGUCAGUGUCACCAUGAUUGCUGCCCUAUUCUCCAGCCUCCUCCUGCGCCCUCCGCCCAACCUAAUGGCCAAACAGACCCCGCAGGACCGCCAGCGUGCCAUCAACUUCCUCUGCAGCUUCCUGCUCACCGGAGAUGAGGAGUGA
Messenger RNA from Acanthisitta chloris (rifleman), 2554 nucleotides. RefSeq names its product oculocerebrorenal syndrome of Lowe (gene OCRL). The record is from RefSeq and is a predicted model, not a curated record. Lineage: Eukaryota; Metazoa; Chordata; Aves; Passeriformes; Acanthisittidae. Gene Ontology annotation, molecular function: phosphatidylinositol-4,5-bisphosphate 5-phosphatase activity; inositol phosphate phosphatase activity. The annotation marks the transcript as partial. Gene Ontology annotation, cellular component: membrane; cytoplasm. The transcript has 21 exons. Gene Ontology annotation, biological process: signal transduction; phosphatidylinositol dephosphorylation.